AUGCCAAAACACAGUUGGAUUCACUGCAAUAAUUCACAUGGAAUGGUGGUAUUGAUUGAUGAAGACAGAACUAAAGUUUUAGCAACGAUGGAUUCCUCUAAAAUAGUCGAAGACAAAGCCGAAUGUGGAAGUAACGUGUCCGGGUGGACAACUUAUAUUGCUUCACCAGAACACGAUGAUGAUGAUGAAGAAGAAGAUGAAGAUCAUACCAUUGACAGGAAAGCUGAUGCUCGUGAUUCUGGAGACGGUGAAAGCGAUGACUCUAUGGCUUCUGAUGCCUCAUCCGGCCCGAGUCUACAAGAAUUGUCAAGUGGAAAAUUUGAAGGAAGCCAUGCAGAAAACAAAGAUCACAGAAGAUGGUUUGGUAAGAAAUGUCACCCACAAGAAGAGAAGAAACAAUAUGAUGAGCAAAUAAAAACAGCAAAAAAAAAGCCGGGACAAAAGGCAAAUGGUGCUGGCAGAUCGAAGAAAAAAUAA
Messenger RNA from Fraxinus pennsylvanica, 477 nucleotides. NCBI's taxonomy places the organism in Eukaryota, Viridiplantae, Streptophyta, Magnoliopsida, Lamiales, Oleaceae. The record is from the annotation of a GenBank genome assembly.